Plodia interpunctella (Indianmeal moth) is the source of this 1495-nucleotide messenger RNA. RefSeq names its product zinc finger protein 675-like. The coding region runs from base 166 to 1347 and encodes 393 amino acids. The transcript is spliced from 2 exons. Gene Ontology annotation, molecular function: DNA-binding transcription factor activity, RNA polymerase II-specific; RNA polymerase II transcription regulatory region sequence-specific DNA binding. Gene Ontology annotation, cellular component: nucleus. The record is from RefSeq and is a predicted model, not a curated record. Gene Ontology annotation, biological process: regulation of transcription by RNA polymerase II. NCBI's taxonomy places the organism in Eukaryota, Metazoa, Arthropoda, Insecta, Lepidoptera, Pyralidae.
UUCAUGUCAAUUCAAUGCCACUACGUUUGAUUAUCGCAAUCUUGCACGCAAAUCAAAUUGCGAAAAAUAAUAAAUGAAAGAAAGAAAAUAAUGUAGAAAUAAUUACAUCGGAUUUAGUAUUUGUUAGUUUUCAUGUGAAAUAAUACAUAUACAUUUGAUGCCAGUAUGGAUUAUCUUGGAAAUAUCAAUAAUUUCUUGAACAAGAAACUUUGCUUUUUAUGUUUUAAGAAAAAAGAAAUUUUAGAGAGUAUCAUGAAGCCGCUUUAUAUUUAUGAUGAUAAUGAUAAUAUUACGUCCUGCAUACAUAGUAUGAUGAUGUAUUUAUUUCCAUCCCGAGAAAUCAUUUUUGGAGAAGUUUGCCGGGAGUGCUCUAAGCUGAUUUUGUCUAUAUAUCUAACUUUACGAAGAUACGACACCAAGAAAAUAAUGUAUAUUGGAAUCAUAGACGACAUGUUCAACAGCCUUCAUAAAGAUAUAAAAAUUACCAAUCAACCAUUGAGACUACAUAUAAAAGUUUUAAAAUCAUCUGAAAAUGAAUUUAAUGAAAAUAAUUCUAGUGUUGGAAACAUAUGUGAUCAGAAGUUAACAUUUGAUAAGAAGCAGAAAUCUCAAAAGCCAUGCAAACAAUUUAACAACAAGCCUAUUAAAAAUGAAGCUACAGUUUGUGAUGUGUGUGGGAAAGUCUGUAAAUCACCCAAUGCAUUAAAAUCACAUCUCAAUUGUCACCAAGAAAAAUGUUGCCCAUAUUGUUUGAAAGUUUUAAAAACACAUUCCCAUUACAAUCUACAUGUCAAGAGUCACGAAGGAGUUAAGAAAGUCAAACGAAAAGGAGUGAAUUUCUAUUCGUGUAACAAUUGUGAUUACAGAAGUGUAAACAAAUGUAGUUUACAGGCGCAUAUAUAUAAGUAUCACCUCAAACAAAGACCAUUUGUCUGUACAAUUUGUUCAAAAGGCUUUUAUAAAAAGAGUAAUCUGACAGAACAUACAUUGAUACAUAACAAAGUGAAAAAAUUAACUUGCGAACAAUGUGGUGAGAAUUUCUUUUACAAAAAAACAUUAACUGACCAUCUCCGUUUGCACACCGGAGAAAAGCCGUUUAAAUGUGAGAUUUGCAAAAAUUGUUUUGUUACAUCUGGACGUAGAUUAGAUCAUAUGAAGCGGAAGCAUGGUGAGAAAAAUGUAUUCUGUAAUAUUUGUGGUAAAAGAUACAGCCUGAAAAAAGAUUUGAACACUCAUAUUAAAAGGUUACAUGGGCAGUCUACAAGCUUUGAAGUGCCAUUUGGUCAAAAGAAUUAUGUGUCAUUAGAUAAUUAUGAAGAUGUGUUGCCAGUAUUAAAUAAUGAUUAAUUUUUGAUUGUUCUAUGAUGGUGGAAUUACUAUUAAUGAAAUAUUUAUUAUUUUUAUAUUUAUAAUGGUAAUUCUUAAAGGACUUGUAAAUGAUAAUGAUAUUAUAUUACUCAUACAUAUUUCGACAGCAGUAUUUAUAGAUUUUUUA